AUGUCUCUUAAAGACAAAAUUUUAUUUAUCACUGGUGCUUCUCGUGGGAUUGGUCUUGCCAUAGCUUUGAGAGCUGCAAAAGACGGAGGGUGCAUUGCUGUAGCCGCCAAGACAGAUACUCCACAUCCAAAACUUUCUGGAACUAUCCAUACAGCAGCAGAAGAGAUUAGACGUGCGGGUGGAAAGGCUCUUCCCUUGGUAUGUGAUAUUCGUAAUGAAGAUGCGAUUAAAUCAGCCAUUCAAAAAACCGUAGACACUUUUGGGGGGAUUGACAUCGUCGUUAACAAUG
Messenger RNA from Racocetra persica, 289 nucleotides. Lineage: Eukaryota; Fungi; Glomeromycota; Glomeromycetes; Diversisporales; Gigasporaceae. The record is from the annotation of a GenBank genome assembly.